Molecule: messenger RNA, 767 nt
Organism: Plodia interpunctella (Indianmeal moth)
Lineage: Eukaryota; Metazoa; Arthropoda; Insecta; Lepidoptera; Pyralidae
Exons: 3
Coding region: 12-734 (240 amino acids)
Molecular function (GO): transmembrane monodehydroascorbate reductase activity; heme binding
Source: RefSeq, a predicted model, not a curated record
UUUGGAUUACAAUGACUACAGAGAAAAUAGAUCCAGAAAUUAUUAAUAAUUCCGAAACAGCACUAGUACCAAAUAAGAAGGAUAAUUAUAAACUGAAAAUCUUUAAUGGGUGCAUGAACCUUAUGGCACAUGUCCUCAUAGGUGCUACUGUAGGAGUAUCAAUACUGUUUUCAUUUACAUACGAUUUUGAUUAUUAUGGUACUAAAGUUCACAUCAUUCUUUGUGUUCUGGGGUACCAGCUUUUAAUGGCCGAAGCGAUCCUUACUCUGUCUCCUCACAACAGCUGGACAACAUCCUUGAAAUAUGUUCAUAAACGAAUAGCGCAUUGGGUAUUGCAAAUCAUGGGCUCAACCCUGGCUAUAGUGGGCAGUUUUAUCAAAAUGAUGGACAAAACUGUCCAUUUUGACACUCUUCAUGCACAAUUUUCUUUGGUGGCGUUACUUUUCACAACCGCGUGUUUAGUCAACGGUUUGACCUCACUCUACGCCUACGAGCUCCGCAAGAUCAUACCUGGAACCUUAUCCAAAGUCACCCACAUCUGCUUCGGGACUAUAGCCUUUAGUGCUUCGGCCGUUUGUCUGUGCUACGGCUUCGACAAGCCUUCCUUCAACAGAUGGGCCACACCACCUCUUAAAGCUGUCUUCAUGGCUUUCGUCGGCAUCUUCACAGUUAUCAUCAUUGUUAACCCUAUCAUUAAUUUUGUUGAUAAGUCUUUUAGAUCUUUGAAGCGUUAAAUGUCUUGUAUUUUUAUUUAUGUGAAUUAUUGG